GGUAGUGUCCCCAGUGCCGCUGCAACGCUAACGCCCCCAUCCAUCUGCGGGCAAGACGCCGCCCAUUACGCACCAUCCCCAACCACACUCUCUCGAACAGACACAUCUGGCAUCAUCAUCCAAACCAGCAUCACUACCACCUACCGCCAGCACUGUUGCCUGCUCCCACAACCAUAGUAUAAAUAACAGCACGCAGAAGCCAGCCCCCAUUCUCAGCCUCGAAAGCCCCCUCUUCACCAGCCGCUGUCCUGUCCUCAGCAGCGCAACCAGCUCCAACAUGAGCGCCCCAAGAUUCAAUGCCAAGUCGCCCACGAUAAGGCGCAUCCUCAAGGAAGCCGCCGAGCUCACAAACUCGCCCUCGCCCGACUACGUCGCCACGCCCCUCGAAUCAGACCUGUUCGAGUGGCAUUUCACCCUCCGCGGGCCCCCGCAGUCCGACUUUGCCCAGGGCAUCUACCACGGCCGCAUCGUGCUCCCGCCGACGUACCCCCUGCGCCCGCCCUCGUUCCGCUUCACCACGCCCAGCGGCCGCUUCGAGCCGAACCGCGAGAUCUGCCUGAGCAUCUCGGGCCACCACGAGGAGACGUGGCAGCCCGCCUGGGGCGUGCGCACCGCCCUCGUCGCGCUGCGCAGCUUCAUGGAGAGCGACGCAAAGGGCCAGAUUGGCGGCAUCGACUCGAGCGAGGCCGUGCGCCUGCGCUUUGCUGCCGAGAGCAGGCGGUGGCAGUGCCCCGGGUGCGCAAAGACCAACGAGGACAUCCUUGCCGAGUCAGAGGCCCGGUGGAAGGAGCUCGAUGCCGCCGCCGCGGGGUCCGGAUCAGGCAGUGGCGAUGGCACCGGGAGUAGAAAAGAGGUGGAGAUACCGGCAGAGUUGAAAAUGGGAUUCCGCGACGAAAUGGAGGCGGCGGCGGCGGCUGCGAAGGCAGGGUCGGGCAGUCAGCCAGGCCAGACCGGGUCGUCUUCAGCAGAUGCUAUUGACGAGGAGAGCGCGCAGCUUGCCGAGGGUUUCGUGCAGACUGCCCCCAUCGCAAAUGACAGCAAUUCAAGUCCGGCACCACAAGCGCAUGCCCGGCAAAAUCCACCCGCGCCAACCCGGACGAUACCUCUUCCACCACCCCAACAGCCACAGAUGCGGCAAGCGAUUCGGCCAAUCGACCCGAGCGCAGGAGUGCCGCCAUGGGUGGACUAUGCCAUUGCCACAUUGGUGUGCAUAUUGGCUGCCAUGGUGUUCAAGAUCAUGUCGGGAUACUAGCUGUAGAAGCGGAUGAUGGAGUAGAAUAGCCUAUAGCCACUAAUGAGUUCACGAUAUUAUGAUUUCAA
Molecule: messenger RNA, 1320 nt
Organism: Microdochium trichocladiopsis
Lineage: Eukaryota; Fungi; Ascomycota; Sordariomycetes; Xylariales; Microdochiaceae
Product: ubiquitin-conjugating enzyme/RWD-like protein
Exons: 2
Coding region: 278-1252 (324 amino acids)
Source: RefSeq, a predicted model, not a curated record